AUGGACGCACGCUUUGGACAGGUGCCGCUCACCGUUACGCACAGGUACGGCGGGGUGAACCAGCUCGGUGGUGUCUUUAUUAACGGGCGCCCGUUACCGCACGUGAUAAGACAGCGCAUCGUGGAGCUCGCGCAACGGGGCGUGCGUCCCUGUGAGAUCUCCCGCUGCCUGCGCGUCAGUCACGGCUGUGUCAGCAAGCUACUGGCGAGGUACAAUGACACAGGAAGCAUCAGACCGGGCGUGAUUGGAGGCUCUAAACCCAAAGUGGCCACUCCCAGAGUUGUACAGAUGAUCCUACACCUGAAACACACUAACCCCACCAUGUUCGCCUGGGAGAUCCGAGACAGGCUGCUGCUGGAGCGAGUGUGCAACCAUGACGGCGUGCCCAGCAUCAGCUCCAUCAACAGGAUCAUCAGAAACAAAGUACAGUCCGAGUCUUUAUCAUCGGCAUCAUCUGUUGCAAUGGGAACAGCCUAUUCCUCUGAGUCCACCUAUUCCAUCAGUGGAAUUCUGGGAAUAAGGAAAUGCAGCAAACAUGCAGAAGUGUGCGUCUCCCUGGCCUCCCCUCCAGCAAGAGGGAUUAAAGGAGGAGAUGGGAGAUGCCAGAGGGACCCGAGGGGUCAAAGAACACCGCUGAGAAAGAAAUCUGUGGCCAGCGAUGGGCAUCAGUCUGUGGGAGGCAUGUAG
Messenger RNA from Anarrhichthys ocellatus (wolf-eel), 687 nucleotides. RefSeq names its product paired box protein Pax-5-like. NCBI's taxonomy places the organism in Eukaryota, Metazoa, Chordata, Actinopteri, Perciformes, Anarhichadidae. Bases 1 to 687 code for a protein of 228 amino acids. Gene Ontology annotation, molecular function: RNA polymerase II cis-regulatory region sequence-specific DNA binding; DNA-binding transcription factor activity, RNA polymerase II-specific. The transcript has 6 exons. The record is from RefSeq and is a predicted model, not a curated record. Gene Ontology annotation, biological process: anatomical structure development; regulation of transcription by RNA polymerase II.